CCUCCGGUACGGCUCCCACAUCUCACCCCACGAUCUCGAGUUCUCAACCCAAUUCGUUGUCUUCCCCUCUCCUCCUCCUCCUCCUCCUUCGAUCCCCUCCUCUUCCCGUCCAUUCCCCUCUCGGAUCCACCCCCCGCGGCGGCGCCGGCCAUGUCCAAGUACGGGACCAUCCCGACCUCCUCCUCCUCCUCGGGGGCGGGGGCGGGGGCGGGGGCCGCGUCCCCUCUCGACUUCAUCUCCCGCGCCAAGGCACGGGGCGCCACGGCGCUGGCCACGCGGCGGCCGUGGCGGGAGCUCGCGGACCCGCACGCCGUGGGGCUGCCGCCGAGCCUGGGCGAGGCCUACCUCCGGGUGCGCGCCAACCUCGCCCACUUCGCCAUGAACUACGCCAUCGUCGUCCUCGUCGUCGUCUUCCUCUCCCUCCUCUGGCACCCGGCCUCCCUCAUCGUGUUCCUCGUCUGCAUGGUCGCCUGGCUCUUCCUUUACUUCCUCCGCGACGAGCCCAUCGUGCUCUUCGGCCGCGUCGUCGGCGACGGUGCCGUCCUCGCCGUGCUCGCCGCUGUCACGCUCGUCCUCCUCCUGCUCACCAACGCCACCGCCAACAUCGUCUCCGCGCUGCUCAUCGGGAUCGUGGUCGUCGUGCUGCACGCCGCCCUGCACAAGGCGGAGGACAACGUCGAUGAUGAGGUCGGCCGCUGGUACACACCGGUGCCCCCGACGCCGUCUCACUAGAGCGAGGAUCUGAGUGUGGUUCACGCAGAAAUGUGCUGUCACACUGCCUUUUGUUUAUUCGAGCCGUGUCAAGUGAGCAUUGUUAAGUUCGUUCUAGUGAAUGCCAUUUUUUUUAAGAUGGCGACUGGCGUGUUUCACGCGCUGUUGGCUCAACAGGAAGUCUUGGAUCCGAUCCAGCGAUGAUUCAGGGCUGUGAAUUGCAGCAAAUUUCACUUGUUUAUCCAACUUUUGUCAACGCUAUGCAGCUUUCCUUGUUUUCAUGUGCUACCAAAUUGGUUGCACAGAGAGUAAAAAUUGCACUUGAUUCAGGAGUUGAGAAUCAAUGGCCUGUAAGUUGCGUGUGA
Messenger RNA from Oryza brachyantha (malo sina), 1076 nucleotides. RefSeq names its product PRA1 family protein F3. The transcript is spliced from 2 exons. Bases 151 to 732 code for a protein of 193 amino acids. NCBI's taxonomy places the organism in Eukaryota, Viridiplantae, Streptophyta, Magnoliopsida, Poales, Poaceae. The record is from RefSeq and is a predicted model, not a curated record. Gene Ontology annotation, cellular component: Golgi apparatus; endoplasmic reticulum. Gene Ontology annotation, biological process: vesicle-mediated transport.